Molecule: messenger RNA, 660 nt
Organism: Zychaea mexicana
Lineage: Eukaryota; Fungi; Mucoromycota; Mucoromycetes; Mucorales; Lichtheimiaceae
Exons: 3
Coding region: 1-660 (219 amino acids)
Source: RefSeq, a predicted model, not a curated record
AUGAGGCCGGCGGGGUCCAAAUUCACAAGAAAUCCACAAGAAUCCACAAAAACCAGGCGACCCAGAGCAGGCAGUGACAGACGUCACAAAUUUACAAGAAAUUCACAAGAAAUCCACAAGAACCACAAGAAUGAGGCCAGCGGGGAAGCUGGCAAAGACACGGACAUCAACAGUACAAAAACAUUGUACGAGUCUGGUUUCAAAACGCCAAAAAUCCUUAAGGACAUGUUCUGCAAGUUAGCUAAGGAAAGACCAUCAAGACUUCGGGAGCUCAGAACAUGCGGUUUUACUCUUGCCGGCACAGCACUUAUGGCACAUAUACUGGAUUGUCCAUCUGGCUAUGUAUGCCGCUUGAGCUCGUUGGAGAAUUGGCUGUAUUUCCCAAGUACUGCGAAAAAUCUUAUCAAUCGUAUCAUCGCCAUAUUCAAGAUAGUCUGGAAUAUCAAGAAGAUAUUACAAGAUGUAUUAGAAACAAUCAAUAGUACUGAUGUCACCGUCUCCUUUAUAAGCUCACCAACUGUCACUAAGCUCCCACCUUGCUUUACUCCUGUUCCCAAGGUCAGCAAAAAGCGCAGCAUGACGAGCAAGGGAUCAAGCAGCCGAGCAGCGAAAGUCCAGCGUGUUGACGAAAGCAACAAUGACGAAGAAACAGCUGGUUAA